This is a messenger RNA of Harpegnathos saltator (Jerdon's jumping ant), 1054 nucleotides long. It is a transcript of the gene sqh, whose product is annotated as myosin regulatory light chain sqh. Gene Ontology annotation, molecular function: calcium ion binding. The transcript has 4 exons. The coding region runs from base 158 to 682 and encodes 174 amino acids. NCBI's taxonomy places the organism in Eukaryota, Metazoa, Arthropoda, Insecta, Hymenoptera, Formicidae. The record is from RefSeq and is a predicted model, not a curated record.
AGAUGGUGCUAGUUGGUCGGGUGUGGUGAAUAACCACAGAGUGACGCGUAACGUGACUCACAGUAUACACCGUGAGGUUCAGCUUCGUUCUAGUCACGAAUUUUCGUUUAUUGGAUUUCCAUCUUUAUAUUGUUUCAUCGGGUUACAAAACUUCAGUAUGUCUUCUCGCAAAACUGCUGGUCGCCGUGCCACCACAAAGAAACGCGCUCAACGCGCUACAUCAAACGUCUUCGCGAUGUUUGAUCAGGCGCAAAUCGCGGAAUUCAAGGAGGCUUUCAACAUGAUUGAUCAAAAUCAUGAUGGAUUCAUUGAUAAAGAAGAUCUGCACGACAUGUUAGCAUCCCUGGGAAAAAAUCCUACUGAUGAAUAUUUAGAAGCAAUGAUGAAUGAAGCACCUGGACCUAUCAACUUUACAAUGUUCCUGACACUAUUCGGAGAGAGAUUGCAAGGGACUGACCCGGAAGAUGUAAUUAAGAACGCUUUUGGCUGUUUUGACGAGGAAAAUACUGGUCACAUAAAUGAAGAACGUCUUCGUGAACUGCUCACGACAAUGGGCGACAGAUUCACGGACGAUGACGUAGACGAAAUGUAUCGCGAGGCACCGAUCAAAGGUUCUAUGUUUGACUACCUGGAAUUUACUCGAAUCCUGAAGCAUGGCGCAAAGGACAAGGAUGAACAGUAGUGAGCGAACGCGGAUUCAUCUACAAGUCGUUUGCGUAUCUGAUACACAAAAUCGUAGAUAAUAUAUGAAGUAUUUCGUCCAUUCCUUGCACUUCUUAAUUCGUCAGAUUUUUGUUCAUCAAACAUCUUUAUCAGUAAACAUUUUUAUUUCAUUACUGAUAAGGAAAUUCUAUUCAAGACUUACAGGACAACUCUGAACUAUAAAAUAUGUUAAAAAAUUUAAGAAUUUCUAUUCUGCUUGCAUUUCGUUUGCUUUUAUGCUUCUACAGAAAUUAAAGUGGAAAGAUUGCUCAAAUAAGAGUAAUCGUAAUGCAUUUAGAAGCGCAAGGUGCGUAAUAUAAAAAGAUCUUCGCGUGCUAUUCGCCGUCAGCCG